AUGCUCGCUCUCAAUACCGAGCUUCCCCGCUUUGAAGCGGGCAUACCAAGAAAAUUAGCUCCUACAAUUGGGAUUUCUGUCGACCCUCGUCGCCAAAAUUUGUCUGAAGAGUCUCUUGUCGAAAAUGUCAAGCGACUCAAGGCCUACCGUGCGCGCUUGAUCCUCUUCCCACGUAAAUCCGGUGAACACAAGAAGAACGACUCUUCGAGGGAGGAGGUCGAGGCAGCCCUGAAGUCAGACAAUAUCACAAGUAAAACGCAUUCUGUCCUACCGGUCGCGAACGUCGCAAGGGCAGAGGCUGUGAGUGAGAUUUCGCGAAGUGACCUGCCUAAGGGAACCGAGAAAGCGUAUCGAACACUCAGAGAUGCUAGGAGCGAGGCAAGGUUGGUUGGCGUUAGGGAGAAGCGAAAGAAGGCCAAGGAAGAAGAAGCUACCGCCACGAAGAAAUAG
Molecule: messenger RNA, 450 nt
Organism: Bacidia gigantensis
Lineage: Eukaryota; Fungi; Ascomycota; Lecanoromycetes; Lecanorales; Ramalinaceae
Exons: 2
Coding region: 1-450 (149 amino acids)
Biological process (GO): translation
Cellular component (GO): cytosolic large ribosomal subunit; ribosome
Molecular function (GO): structural constituent of ribosome; RNA binding
Source: RefSeq, a predicted model, not a curated record